Molecule: messenger RNA, 1176 nt
Organism: Mucor velutinosus
Lineage: Eukaryota; Fungi; Mucoromycota; Mucoromycetes; Mucorales; Mucoraceae
Exons: 5
Coding region: 1-1176 (391 amino acids)
Biological process (GO): regulation of ARF protein signal transduction
Molecular function (GO): guanyl-nucleotide exchange factor activity
Source: RefSeq, a predicted model, not a curated record
AUGUCUUUAGCCUCUCCCAAGAGGAACCACUCACUCGUUCAUCAUCAGCAAAAACAAGAACAACAGCAGGAACAGCAGCAGGCGCAUCAGGACGAGCAACAUGUGAAUAGAUUUCAGCUAUGUAUACAGCCUCCACAGCGAUCAUCUUCGGUCAAAGAGCAUCAGUCAGUGAGAUUAACUAGAUCAAGCUCCCUCUCUCAUUUUUCUCGAAAGACGCCAAUGAGAUCUAAAUCAUUACCUCAAAAGCCCAAUGGUAAACUGAACGAACCCCUCCCUCCUAUACCUCCUUUUCUAUUCGAAGAUCCAGAACCUUUACAGCCAACUAUUAUACCGCCCUCUCGAUCCUCGAGUUUACAUAAUAAACCUCGAAGACUGAAAAGGAGCCAGCAAGAUGAUGAAAUCACAAAAGCGCUUUUGGAAUGGAAACACAAGUCUGUCUUUAAAGUGGAUUGGGCAAACAUGUUUUCUUCCUCGGUGGAGUUGUGGAAAAUGAAUGACAAAAUAUUUGGAUCCAUCGAAGAUCUGAUAGCUCUCAAGGAAGACGACGAUGACCAGGUAGAAAGGAAAGCACGCUCGCUGUGGGCAGAAGAUGAAGAGUGUCUACCCAAGAGAGAAAUUGCUGCCUACAUUGGCAAAUUAGACCCGUUUUGUCACAAAGUGCUCAAGUCAUACAUGGACCAGUUUGAUUUUACGGGAAUGGUAUUAGACGAGGCAUUUAGAAAAUUGUGUCAAAAACUCUAUUUUAAAGCAGAAGCACAAGAGAUUGAUCGUAUCCUCGAGGUGUUUUCGCACAAAUUUUGGAGCCAAAACUCUGAUAAGCGGUUGUACAAGAACGCGGAUGUGGUUUAUACGAUUACCUACUCCAUCAUGUUAUUGAAUACGGAUCUCCAUCUGGUACAAAUCAGUAGUCAUUCUAAAAUGACUAGUAAUUUGUUCUGUGAAAACACAAUGUCCACUGUGCUCGAGCAAAAGAUUGACCUGGAUGAUGAGGAGGACAUGGACGUGUGGAAAAAUCAGCUGGAACUAUGCUUGAAGGAGAUAUACGCAUCUGUUAAAAACCACGGUGUUUUGCAACCGAUAUCAGAAGACGAUGCUCCAAAGUCUUUUCUCAAAAGGAUGGGAUCAAUGACACAGAGAAAGAAAAAGGGGUCUUCAUCUUCAUCUUCAGAAUGCUAA